Dentiscutata erythropus is the source of this 172-nucleotide messenger RNA. NCBI's taxonomy places the organism in Eukaryota, Fungi, Glomeromycota, Glomeromycetes, Diversisporales, Gigasporaceae. The record is from the annotation of a GenBank genome assembly.
AUGCAACCAUUAUUCAGAUCGACGUCUGCAACUUUACACUCAACGCCUUUAAUCAAAAAUCAAAAACCGCGACAGUUAGACGAAAACUUUCAGUUACCUCCUAAAUCUGAUACUAUCGUACCCACUCCAACAGAGGCUGCCUUUCGUAAUAUGUUUGAUGAUUCUUUAAUAC